This is a messenger RNA of Ruditapes philippinarum (Manila clam), 6265 nucleotides long. RefSeq names its product heat shock 70 kDa protein 12B-like. The record is from RefSeq and is a predicted model, not a curated record. Gene Ontology annotation, molecular function: ATP-dependent protein folding chaperone; ATP binding. The transcript has 6 exons. Bases 672 to 2504 code for a protein of 610 amino acids. NCBI's taxonomy places the organism in Eukaryota, Metazoa, Mollusca, Bivalvia, Venerida, Veneridae.
AUGACCCUCUGACAGAUUCAUUACUCUAUGAUUAAAUAAGAAGAGACACUUUACAAGACAUAUAAUACACUUUACAGGGCAAAUAUAACUUUCCAGUUAAAAAACAAUUAGUGAUGUAUCAAAUAAGAACAGGUGUAUUUAUAAACCAAACUUUUGUUUCGUAGUAUACUAUAAAAAUAACUACUUCCUCUUGUCAGCCAUAAAAAUGAUCCGUUGCAGCAAGCAGUAUGUAAACAUUGAUGGAAACUAAAGUAAACUGUGAUUUUUUUGAUGUUAUUAAAUGGACAAAUUUCGGAUUAGCAAAAUUGAUAUUUUACCAUCAACUGACUUAAAAUUAUUGAUUUAUACCUUUUGAAUCUCCAUUUUGAAUAGGUUUUACAUUUCUGACAUUAAGGUCACUACGGUUAACAAAAGAUGCGCGCGCAUAAAGGUGUCGCUUUUAAAAAGUUAAGAACGACAACUUCUCUAAAAUGGCCUAAUAUACAUUGUGACCGAUUAUUGAUUGUACUGGAAUAACUUUUAUCUAAAUAUAGAUCUUCAUUUUUAUCUCAUACAUUGUCCUUUAUCUGUCAGUGUAACAUGGGAAAAUACAAAGAUCAUUAGUUUAAAACAAAUUAAUUACUAAUUUUCGCUUUGUACGGCGUAUUGUGAGGUGAAUUUUGCCAUUCAGUAUGGAACUUAGUAUUAUAAAAGGACCACAACUGGUAAUCGCUUUAGACAUAGGAACUACUUACUCUGGAUACGCUUGGCAACACAGAUCUGAGUUUGAGACCAAUAGGAACAAUGUUCAUUUUAACACAAGCUGGGGUGCAGGUGCUUUACAGCUUCACAAAACAUCAACGUGUAUUCUCAUCAAGUUCAAGAAAGAAACAGAGAAAGCGGAAAACAAAAAACCUGAUAUCAAAGUUUCAAUUGAUGAAAACAAAUUAAGUAUCACGGAAGAUGUAGAAACAAAAAUAGGACAGGAGGCAGAAAGGGUAUAUAGCGGAAUUGCAAAGCAGAAUAAAAUUGAUGAGAUGUAUGGGCAAUACUACUUUUUUAAAGGUUUUAAAAUAGCUCUGUACAAUAAGCAUUUUAACCGUUCGAUAGAGGACCAGAUAGAUCAACCAUUUCGCUUGUUUGAUGUAAUGGCAUUGUUCAUCAAAGCAUUAAAGGAUCAUUGUUUGAAGAAACUACAGACACAAGGGAUGACAGUUGACAUGAAAAAAACACUUUUUGUCGUUACUGUUCCUGCAAUAUGGACAGAGGAAGCAAAGAAGUUCAUGAUAGAUGCAUCGAUAGCGGCUGGUAUUGGUAACAAGAACUUGUUAUUGGCGUUGGAACCAGAAGCUGCUGCUAUAUAUUGUUUAAAUCUCCCUGAGGGUGAAAGAAAAGACAUGCAUGAUCUUGGUAUGAAAGGACAGAAGUUUCUAGUGGCAGACUUGGGAGGUGGAACAGCCGAUUUAUUUGCAGUGGAAGUCGAAGAGUCAGGUUCUGUUAGGGAAAUAUGUCCUCCACUAGGUGAUCAAGUCGGCGGUCAAAAUAUAAAUAGGGCUUUCCUGCAAGUUUGUUAUGAUUCAUUUGAAGGAGAUGACUGGGCUAAGACAUUUGGUAAAGCUACUCCAGUUGAAAUGUGGAAAAUGGAAGCCGAGUUUGAGAAAAAGAAGGUUGCUAUUGGGUCAGACGAUCCAGAUGGUGAAAUGAUUGAUCUGGAAGUUCCUGCAUCUAUACGUGAUAGCUUGCAUGAUCAGUCAGUCAAAUUAAAGGAUACAGGAUACAUUGCCUUUGAGGAUAGAGAGUUUAUGUUUAACUCGGGUCUUGUCCGGAAAAAUCUUUUUCAAGAAACAUGUAAAAUUGUUUAUGGAACUAUAAAGAAAGUGCUUGAUAAAACUGAAGCAAACGGAUUGAGAACUGUCGUACUUGUUGGAGGUUUUGCUGAAUCACCAAUCGUCGUUGAAAAUAUCCGGAAAAUGAUUGCCAAUGAUUUUCAAGGAAUAAAGGUUGUUAUACCAUCAUCACCUUUUAAAGCUGUCUUAAAUAGAGCAGUACUCUUUGGUCAUAAUCCUAUGAUAAUCAGAAGCAGAAUCAGCAGGGAAACAUAUGGAAUAGAAACAAACGUUAAGUUUGAUCCAAAUAUACAUGACGAGCAAAAAAAAUGGAACCAGAAGAUAACCGGAGAAGAUUAUUGCAAAAAUAUAUUCCAUAUACAUGUUCGCAAAGAUCAAUCUGUGGUUUUGUGUAAUGCACAACCAGUUAAAAAAUACAUCCCUGUGUACAAACAUCAAAAUAACUUACGUCUUCCUAUUUACAAGUCGUUGUCAUCAACAAACCCAAAGUACACAGACGAAGGCGACUGUGAAAAAGUAGGAGAGAUCAAUGUAGUCUUUGAAAAUACAACAGAAGAUUCAGAGAAAAGUGUAGAUGUGUCAAUGAUUUACGGAGGAACAGCAUUAUCCGUCAUUGCUAAAGAUAACGCUUCGGGAAAGGAGUACAUAGCUGAUAUAAAAUUCAAUAGAGUUAAGUGAGAAGAGAAUAUGAUAUAUGUCAAAUGAUUAAAUCGCUUUAUCUUAUCUAUAGUGGUAAAAUAAUACUUUUUCAUAAACCAUUUUGACAUGUUAUUUAUCACAUAUUUGCUUGACAUUUGAUAUUGUGUGAAGAGAAAUGAUUUUUUUAUAUGUCAUAACUUGUAUUUAAAGGCACUGUGUUAAAUUCAGGUGAUUGUAAUGCAAGGACAUCAUGCAAACAUGACUAUAUAUUAUGUGAUCAAUUUGUGCCCGACAUCGACUCAGAUAAUUAUUGCAUAUAUACACCCUUGCCAAGAUUUUCAAUGGACAAGGGGAGUAACUCAUAUGGUAAUAAAUCACUAGACAUGUGCAAAGCUACUUACUUAGAAUAGCAACGGUCGCUUAGGUGACGAUUUCGGGAAAGGUGUUUUUACAUGCUAUAAUUACAAUGGUGCUAGCUUGAUAGAUUUAUUAUUAUGUGAAAAAGAUUUUGAAAUGUUAAACAAUUUUCAUGUCUGUAAUUUUAAUGAAUUCAGCAACCAUGCUGCUUUUAAUUUUGACAUUUUGUGUAACUCGGUUAACGAAAAUGGUUCCGAAGUAUUUAAUUAUGAGUAUAUCAAAUGGAGCGAUAAUAAAGAAUUAUAUCGUUCUGGAAGAAUAGAAAAAUUGCCUGUUUUAAAUGAUAUUUUAUUGAAAUGUAAUGUAAAUAAUGUACACAGUGUAAAUAAUACGGUGAAAUUAUUCACGGGUGUUGUGAGGGAAGUGGCAGAUCCUCUUUUUUUUAAAAAAAAAAGGUUGUACAUUUCCAAGAUUUGAUGUAUCUGGAAUUGAUUAUUCCUGUAUAUGGUUUGAUUUAGACUGUAGGGAAGCAAAUCAAUUGCACAAAAAUGGAUUUAAACAGUUAAAUAUGUCACACAAAGAGACUGAUCGAUUAGAAUUAGUUCAACUCAAAGCUAGGUAUAAAUAUGUUGUUAAGAAAAAGCGUCGUUCUUUUAAAUGGAAACUAACCAAAAAAAAUUUAAAUUUAAAAAAGAGUUAGCCACGUGAUUUUGGGGGCUAUUUUAAAAAGCAACAGGGAAGUAUAGAUCUAAUAAUUUUGAAAACACUUUACACGAUUUUAAAACAUAUUUUUAAACUUUGUUCUCUGAGGCAAAUUUUUCCUUGAAUGAAAGAGAAAAGAAUUUAACAAUGUCCAUGAUUUAAAUGAUUUUAACCCUAUUUUUCUGAAUUAGAUGGAAAUAUUACUUUACAGGGAGUGCUUAAGGCAAUUUCUAUGCUUAAAAGAAAUAAAGCGGCAGGAAUAGUAUUUUAAAUCAGACAUAACUAAAUGGUGUAAUGAAAAUAACAUUAUUUCUUCUACGAGUGCUAUUUUUUUUUUGUUACAUUCUAUAUUGUAUGGUGUUUUUAUUGUUUUAAAACGUUGUUUUGAUUUUAUAUACAGGAAUGCAAUUUGGUUUAAGAUGUAUUAUGCUGGUUUGAACGGUAAAUUAUUAAGCAUAAUAAGAAGUAAGUACAACUCUGUUUAAAAAUAGUGUGUAAAGUCCUGUGGUAGCUAUUCUGGGUUUUUUUUAUAUUGAUAUUUCGAUUGGUCUACUUAAUAUGUUUUCCUUGUUUAUUGAAGGUUUAGAACUGUAUUUGCAAAAUAAUUUAAAUUCUGGUAUAAACCUUAAAGACAUUUGCCUUAUUUUACUUUUGUUCGCUGAUAUGGUUGUUGAUGAUAUGGUAUUAAUUGAUGAAAAUCCUCUAGAUCUCCAGAGUUCAUUAAAUAAGCUUCAUGAAUAUUGUAAUAAAUGGAGAUUAGAGCUUAAUGUAAAUAAAACCAAAAUAGUAGUUUUCCGUAAGAGGGGUGUUUAAAGAGCAGGGGGAAAACUGGUUAUAUGGUCAAGAUAAUAUAGAAAUGGUAAAUGAUUUUAUUUAUCUAGGUGUCACAUUGAAAUAUACUGGAAAUUUUAACUUAAAUACUCAAACUUUAUAUGGUAAAAGUUUAAAAGCCCUAUAUAAUUUAGUGGCAAAUAUCACAAAAUAUGAAACAAAACCAAAAAUAGGCUUACAGUUGUUUGACAAUUUUAUCGGCUCUAUUUUAAUGUAUGCAAGUGAAGUAUGGGGUUUUUGUAGGUCCAAAAAGUUAGAAAAUAUUCAUUUGAAAUGUUGUAUAUUUGUUAGAAAAUCUACUAGUAACGUAGCUGUGUAUGGUGAACUUGUAAAUAAACAGAUAUGUCCGAAUUGUAAAAUUAUGGUUUAAGAUUAUAAGUUCAAAUAAUAUUUUUAUAAAUUCAUUUGUUAAUUCAUGUAUGUCUGAUACAAUGAUAGGGUAUACAAACUGGUUUGCAAAUGUACGAAAUCUUUUAGAAAAAUACGUUUUAUUUUGGAUGUAUGGUUAAACCCUUUAAGCGUAAAUCAAAAUUAGUUUAUUGUUGUUUUUAAACAGAGAUUAAUAGAUGAAUAUUUACAAGAAUGGAGAGCUGGUAUAAAUUCUAAUGAUGUAUUAUUUUUAUAUAAAUCGGUAAAGGACAGUUUUGGAAUUUCACCUGAUUUAGAAAAUAUUGUUUCCAGAAGACUAAGAAUAGAUUUGACAAAACUGCGUAUUUAAGCUCAUAAUCUUAGAAUACAGACAUGUAGAUAUUCACGUGAAAGAGUAGAUCGUAAUUUAAGAUAUUGUUUAAUUUGCAAUACAAAUGCAAUUGAGGACGUAUUCCAUUUUGUGUUUAAGUGUCCUGCAUAUGAAAAUUUCUAAGAAAUAUAUAUAUAUUAAGAAUUAAUAUAGAAAUAGACUUUACCCAAUUAUUACGAAGUGAUAAAAAUAAAGAAAAAAUAAUGCUUUGUCAAUAUAUAAAAAUGCGGCUUUCAAAUUACGAUACCAGAUUAUUUAUGCUUAGAUAUGUAUAAUAUUUUGUAUUUCAAACUACAUUUAUGUAUACCUUACAUGAUUUUUUUAAUGUGUAUAGAGAAUUAUUUAUCACACACCCGUAAAUAUGGUAUUGCACGGCCGUGCAUAUAUUUGACGCGACGUCAUUAGCGUUAUACAAACAUAGUGUAAAGACGCGCUAAAUGUUAGCGUUAUACUAUAAAAAUGACUCUUAUUUCACUUUAAACGGUCUUUAUUUUGGUUAUGUGAUAAAUAGAAUAUUAAAUUCGUGUAAGUUCAUUACUGAAUUUAUUGCACGAGUUGAAUAAAAUAAUAUUAUGCGAGCCUCUGGCGAGCAUAAUAUGAUUUUAUUCAACUCGUGCAAUAAAUUCAGUAUUGAACUUAAUCUAAUUCAAUGUCCUUUAUGUAUUAGCCAUCAUGCCUUUUAUUCUUGUCAUUUAUUAUUAUUAUGUUUCGUCCAUCCAACAUAUCAUGUAAAAAACUUACUUUCAUGUCAUUGUAUUUUUCAUGCCAUUAUAUGUGUAUGCUUGUAUAUAUGUUGACGAGAAACUUGUAGUUUAAGUGAUAAAUAAACGUUCUUCCUCUUCUUCUUUAAAUACUAUAGAUUGUUUUUUAUGCUUAGUUUGUCUAAAAAUAAGAUCAUCAAUUGAUAUGCUUUUAUCUGUUGUUAAUUAUUAUUAUAUGGACUUUGUAGUUAUUCAUCAUUGAUUUUAUUCCAAUCCAUAAAAGUUUGAUCAAAGUGAAUAUAAUGGAGAUCAUACGGAAAUAUUUUAUAUCUCAGACUUGUAUUGCAAUUUGGCCUAGUCAGCAGGAGUGAUGCUUUUCCCAUAUUGUAUGGUGUCAUAGACCUAUUUUGAUUUGAAAGAACAGUACCAGUAUAAAACAUUCUAAAAUUAUUAAAGAAUAUAAAGAUGUC